This is a messenger RNA of Ostertagia ostertagi, 555 nucleotides long. Lineage: Eukaryota; Metazoa; Nematoda; Chromadorea; Rhabditida; Trichostrongylidae. The record is from the annotation of a GenBank genome assembly.
AUGGUUGCUUGCAGAUACCGGAUCUACACUACUUCCAACAACAGGAGCAUGAGCCCUGCCACGGAGUCGGCAGCGUCAACACAAUCAGAACAUAGUACUACAGAUAUCGGAUCUGGGGCACUUCCAACAAGUUGGAGCAUGAGCCCUGCCACAGAGUCGGCAGCGUCAGCAAGAGAAAAUGGUUGCUUGCAGAUACCGGAUCUACACUACUUCCAACAACAGGAGCAUGAGCCCUGCCACGGAGUCGGCAGCGUCAACACAAUCAGAACAUGGUACUACAGUGGGCCAAUUGCAGAUAUGCGAUCUGGGGCACUUCCAACAACUUGGAGCAUGAGCCCUGCCACAGAGUCGGCAGCGUCAACACAAUUUGAGCAGAGCGCAACAAAUACCGGAUCUACACUACUUCCAACAACCAGGGGCAUGAGCUCUGCCACGGAGUCGGCAACGUCAACCAAAGAAGCUAUGGGAUCCAGGCUACUUCCAACAACUAGGAACAUGAGCUCUGCCACAGAGACCGCUGCGUCAGCACAAUUUGAGCAGAGCGCAACAAGUUAG